GCAAAUGCGUUUGACAGUUCUAGCCUUAAGAUACCACCCCAAAACCUGUGUGUUUUGACAGCCGACAGCAACUGUAGUCAGUCAGCUGUUGCACCGUUAGCAAGGUGGUGUUGCGUCAUCCCGCUGCAGAACGUUAGGCUUACUUUUAUCCUUUUUUAAUGUGUUGAUUUAGUGUUUGUUAGCUUUCAACUUUCCAAACUUUUCGAACUCUUUCUAUUUUGUUGCUGCAGCAACAAAUGGCUGUUUUGUCAAUCGCAUUUCAUUCGAACACUUUCAAACAAGCUCUCAAGCGAGUACAAAUUCCGAAUCAAGGCCAAAAUAUUUCACAAUUUUUACGCUAAGCAAAUCAUAUUUGAAAGUAACUUUGCAUUGUUUUUUAAAAAAUUAUUUCAUUCAAUUACAAGUGAUUCGCAUAUCCAAAGAUUUAAUACUAAAAUGUGCGAACAUUAUUGUGACGAUUUGGAAACCUUCAACCCCGAAAUUGAAUACCAGAAGUUUUUGAAACGCAAACCCAUCGUACAAACCGCCAAGUUGUAUGAGCAAUUGCACACGCGAGAGAAAAUCAAAUGCCCCUACAAUUUCAAAGGCUAUGGCGUGGAAACGGACAAGAACACAAUGUAUCGCACUUGCAAUUCCGAGUAUGGCUACUACGCACCCAACGCUUACACCAUACCGACGCGUUACUUUCCGCUCUCACAGAAAUUCUCCAAUGAACUUGCUCGCUGCGGCAUGUAUCGUAAUUUCUCUCUGAAUACUUUAAUGGAUCGUGCGUAUUUCUGAGUGGAUUUAUGGUUGGCGGUGUAUUAUCGCGGUAUUUAAAUUGGGAAUAUGUAAAUUAUGACUUUACAAACCCAGUUUAAUCAUCUAAGUAUUUGUUUGUACACUUAAUGCUGGAUAAUUAAAUUGAAAAACCAAUAAAUCGAAAAACACGAAGUUCUAGAAUAUUAUACCCUCAAA
Bactrocera oleae (olive fruit fly) is the source of this 957-nucleotide messenger RNA. Its product is annotated as piercer of microtubule wall 1 protein. The record is from RefSeq and is a predicted model, not a curated record. Gene Ontology annotation, biological process: axoneme assembly. Lineage: Eukaryota; Metazoa; Arthropoda; Insecta; Diptera; Tephritidae. Gene Ontology annotation, cellular component: axonemal microtubule.